This is a messenger RNA of Mercurialis annua (annual mercury), 793 nucleotides long. RefSeq names its product 3-hydroxyacyl-[acyl-carrier-protein] dehydratase, mitochondrial. The coding region runs from base 169 to 666 and encodes 165 amino acids. NCBI's taxonomy places the organism in Eukaryota, Viridiplantae, Streptophyta, Magnoliopsida, Malpighiales, Euphorbiaceae. The record is from RefSeq and is a predicted model, not a curated record. The transcript has 4 exons.
AAUCAUUCUCAUUCCAAUUCCUUCUCAUUCCAAUUCCCAUUCCGAUUUCCAACCUUGAACCAAACGGCCCCUUAGAAUGUAAAUGCUUGGAACAGUUGAAGUUGAAAUCUAACUCAUUAGUUCAUAUUUCACCUAUGGAGCUGCCUGCCUGAUCAAAUAUAACCCUUUAUGAUGAUGCUUGUCAAGAGUUUGCUUUCGAAGAAUGUUCCCUACGCAAGACCACGAUUUUUUUGUGCAUCUCCUAGUGUGCUAAAAACUGGAGAUAUUAUAAGGCAGACAAGAGUAUUUACAAAUGAAGAUGUUAUAGAAUACUCCAAGGUAAGCCAUGAUUUGAACCGUCUUCAUUUCGAUGCUGAAUUUGCACGGAAGGCUGGAUUUGAGGAUCGCAUUGUUCAUGGACUGCUUGUUGCUGCAUUGUUUCCUACAAUAAUUGCAGCCCAUUUUCCUGGAGCUGUGUAUGUUUCUCAAAGCUUGCAUUUUAAGAGUCCGGUAUUUAUUGGAGACGAAAUCAUUGGUGAAGUACAAGUUACGAAUAUAAAAGAAUACAGAACUAGAUUCAUGGCAAAAUUCUCAACAAAAUGCUUAAAGAAUGGAGAAGUUCUUGUUGUUGGUGGUGACGCCGUGACAAUUUUACCAACUCUUGCUAUGAAUAAGGCGAUGGACUGAAUGCAUUGCAGCUAUAGUUUAUGCUUCAAUUACUGCUGCUAAUCCAUAGUCUAAUUUUUUUGAUUAUGCUGUUUGUCAAUUGAUCCCUAUCUUAGUGUGUUAAUCAAGUGUCAUUUUCAAUGUUUAA